AUGUCUAUAAUAGAUACCGUACUCAACGUAUGGAUACUUCUAAUCAAGAUCCUGGUACUUGUGGUGAGUCAUACGAUCCAUAAGUUUUUCGGCAUCAGGAUUUUUCUUAAGAAUUUUGAAGAUGAUAAUGAUUUUAAAACUUGUUCAGAUAAUGCCAUAUACGAUAAGAUUAUCCAUGCCAAUGACAUUAGUGAAAUAGCCUCUAUUCAAGGAUACACCAUUCGAGAACACGUUGUUGCCACUAAGGAUGAAUAUUUGCUAGUAAUUCAUAAGUUGGAGAAACGAGAUGGUGGAAUAACUAAUGCAAAUGGGAAAAUAGCGUAUUUCCACCACGGUUUAUUAACCAAUUCGGAGCUUUUCAUAUUGGGGACUAAAAAGGAGAAAAGCUUACCGUUUUUACUUGUUGAUUUGGGUUAUGAAGUGUGGUUGGGUAAUAAUCGUGGGAAUAAGUAUUCAAGAAAGCAUUUAAAAUAUUCAGUUUGUGAUAAAAAAUUUUGGAAUUUUUCACUAGAUGAAUUUGCUCUUUAUGAUAUACCAGAUACAAUUGAUUAUAUAUUAUCACUUUACCCACCCCAUUCAACAUUAACUUAUAUUGGUUUUAGUCAAGGAUGCUCUCAAUUAUUUGCCAGUCUUAGUUUAAAACCAGAGUUGAAUUCAAAAUUAAACAUGUUUAUUGCAUUAUCUCCAGCAGUUAUUCCAAAUAAUUUAAAACAUCCCAUUUUCAGAAUAAUCGUUCGACAAGCAGCUAAAGAUAAUAAUUUCUUGUAUAGCUUGUUUGGUGAACGGGCAUUGAUGCCUUCGGUUUCCUUUUGGUCUUACGUCAUGGGUUCAAGAUUAUAUGAACGAGUCGUUGAUAGUUCUUUAACUUACCUUUUUGGCUGGUCUGGAAAUAACAUUGGUGCUCUACAAAAAAGAAUUGGCUACCCUCAUAUGUUCUCAAAUGCUUCAGUUAAAUGUUUAACUCAUUGGUUUCAAAUUAUCAAUUCAAAAAGAUUCCAAAUGUUUGAUGAAACUUGUAAAUUCGGUGUGACUAACUUGGCAGUCUUGUCAUCAACCCUGAAAUCAAAGUCCCAUUGUGUGGCUCCGUUCCCUGUCUCUCAUCAUUUAAAUCUUCCUAUCAUUUUAGUUUAUGGUAAUUCUGAUAUAUUGGUUGAUAUCGAACUCACUAAAAAAUUAAUCACCGAUCAAAAUCCUAAAAUGAAAAAUAAAUUGAUUGAUACCAUCGAAUGCUCUUCCUAUGAACACAUGGAUCCUCUCUGGGCAAAUGAUGUCUAUGAAAAAGUUUUCUCCAAAGUUAUCAAUGCAAUGGAAUCAAUGCAUAAUAAACGUUUCCCUAAUCGCUUGUCUAUUGACAAGUAUAACAAUUCUAAUUCCUCAUUACACCUGAGUUCCAGUCACGUAGAUAGCUUGUACUCAUAA
Messenger RNA from Hyphopichia burtonii NRRL Y-1933, 1419 nucleotides. It is a transcript of the gene TGL99, whose product is annotated as Tgl99p. Gene Ontology annotation, biological process: lipid metabolic process. Bases 1 to 1419 code for a protein of 472 amino acids. The transcript has a single exon. The record is from RefSeq and is a predicted model, not a curated record. Lineage: Eukaryota; Fungi; Ascomycota; Pichiomycetes; Serinales; Debaryomycetaceae.